AUGGCAUCGAUUUUUACAUAUGAACCCGAACCCCCAAGGGUAGAAUCACCGUGGCUGUUGACUCCUACCAAUUCUCCUAAACCACCUUCACCUCAGCCAUAUCCGAAAUCUCUCGACAGCUCCCCUGGCUCAACUCACAUCUCGGACUAUGGAGUCACAAAAUUGGAGGCAGAACCACAAGAAGGUCCCACAGAAUACAAACUACACCUUUUGUUACGACCGAGGAGGACGUAUAGUACGUCAAGCACCGGCUCAAUAAUAUCUGGUUCCCAACAGCACAAACAGCAACCCCUUAAUCAGGAGAAAGCAAGCCCCAUAUUGGCACCAUCCAACCAGAGUAAACAGAAACGUUUAGAGCAGCUCACAACUCAAUUGCUGUGGCGUCUACAACAGUCGUCUCCGUAUCAUGCAUCAUCUACAAGUGAUCUUGUAUUACCGAAAUUGCCUGGAAGCGCAACAAGCUUAGAUGCCCCUUCAAGACCCGGGAAGCUGUUAGCUGGGCUUGAGGAAAGCCGUGGAGCACUGUAUGAAAUAGGCGUUUCCGAUGAUGGUACAUUUGUCGGUCUGACGAGCGAUGAAUUAGACGAGAGUUUGACAAACCUACGGGCUAUGGCAGCUAGUCUUGGAUGUAAUGUUGAGAUUGUUCGAAAGGUAGUUGUUGGGGAAUGUGAAUGGCAAGAGACAGAUGAACUCCCAAAGUCUCAAAUUUCGCAGCGACUCAAGAAACAAAAACCAUGGUUGGUCCCUGAAGAUCAAGCGAUAUCAGCAAAUUUCCGGCACCGAGAGAAAUUGUGGGUCGCUGAAGCCCUUAUAACUCCAGAUCUCAGUUCGAAACGAGCACAGUCAAUAAGCUACGACGAAGCUCCUGUCAUUCGUCAACAUACUCCACAGCCUACAAUUAGUGAGGUUACCGAGCCCCCCGCUCUUCAGCAUGAGGAUACAACUGAACAGCUGCGUAUCACCCUUACUGGUCCCACUACAUCUGGAAAAUCAAGUCUUCUAGGUACUUUGUCUACCACAACGCUUGAUAAUGGUAGAGGUAAAAGCAGACUCAGUCUAUUGAAACAUCGUCAUGAAAUUGCUACGGGGAUUACAAGUUCUGUGGCACAGGAGUUAGUUGGUUAUAAAGACUCACAAGUCAUCAAUUAUGCUUCUGGCAAUGUAACGUCCUGGACAGAUAUUCAUGCUACAGCAGAAGAUGGCCGGCUUCUAUUUGUUUCCGACUCUGCUGGUCAUCCAAGGUAUCGCAGGACAACAGUUCGAGGCUUGGUUGGUUGGGCUCCCCAUUGGACUGUUCUAUGUGUCGCAGCAGAUGACACGGGUUCAAGCGGUGCCGGAAGUACUUCAACAACGGAGCUUCUUGGCACUGUUGGGGCAGGAACUGAUCUUGCAAAAGCACAUCUUGAGCUUUGUUUGAAAUUGGAUAAACCGUUGGCUAUCGUGAUCACCAAGCUUGAUCUGGCUUCAAGACCUCGUCUAAGCGAGACACUGUCGAAACUUCUAUCUGCUAUCAAAGCAACAGGGAGAACUCCUUCAAUCCUUCCGCCAGAUAAUUCUAAAAACAUCGUCGAUGCCGAUCUAACUAGUAUACUGUCUGAAGAUACUAAUACUGUUAGAAAAGUCAUCAAUACAAUGGCAAUGUCAGAUCUCAGGUCCAUUGUUCCAAUCAUCCUUACAAGUGCGGUCAAGGGAACUGGUAUUCGCCAGCUUCAUGCUCUUUUCCAAGCUUUGCCGAUACCUACACCACCCACUCCUCACGAUUAUAUUGGCAUGGCACUCAAUCCAGAGCAACCCUCGUCUCUAUUCCACAUUGAAGAUGUAUUUGGGGUGCCAGCUUCUUAUGAUGCUUUGAUCUGUAAUAGUAAUGGUGUUGAUGCGGGAACUGUAGUUGCCGGUCAUCUUAGGUUUGGCAGGCUAUCAAUUGGAGAUAAAAUCGUCGUGGGCCCUUUCCCAGCAAAUUCUGACGAUGAUGACUCUCCUCAGACUGGCCCCCGUUCUUCGCCCACCAGUCUAGGUACCUCACACACGCAUCCCUCAGCAACCGAACUUUCCAGGAUAGCUCUUCGAAACACGCCAUCUGCCUCAGUUACUAAAGGCGAAUGGCAUAAUGCUCAUAUAGUCAGCAUUCGCAAUCUUCGCCUCCCGGUACACACAAUCGAAGCUGGUCAAGUUGGAACCAUCGGCAUUGUUCUCGACUUACCGACUCGAGAAUACUCAAAUAGUCCUAUGGAACGUUCCUCUCAGAUUGCUCCUCGAAUUCGCAAAGGAAUGGUGAUGGCGAUACCCAGUAAACAUAUGAUUCAGACUCAUCAUUCUCUUCAAGCUGCCAGUGGUUUCACCGCAUCCUUUGAUGAUGGCGACAUUAAUUCCGUCACGCCGGGCACAGUAGUAGUAAUAUACAUAGCUAGUGUUCGCGCUUCAGCACGGGUUCUCAAAUUAACCCCAAAUCUCCCUGCCAGAGAUAUGGGGGCAGAAGACGCAGAUGAUGUUUUUGGAUUUGGAUCACUGGACGGUUGUGAUAUAACUGAUUCCAACGGGAAAUCAAAAGAUGAGCCAUUUGUAUUUGGCACUGAUGGCAUUACAGAUGUCAGUUUUGAAUUGUUGACAUCUAGGGAAUGGAUAGAGUUGGGUAGUCAGGUUCUGGUAAUGCCCGGGGGUGGUCAUGGACUGUAUUCUGGAAGCGAGAGGGGAGAGAAGGGAGUUGCUGGGCUGGAAGGCUUUGUAGGGAGAGUUGGAGAGGUUGUUGAUUGA
Messenger RNA from Botrytis byssoidea, 2751 nucleotides. RefSeq lists its product as uncharacterized. Gene Ontology annotation, biological process: translational elongation. NCBI's taxonomy places the organism in Eukaryota, Fungi, Ascomycota, Leotiomycetes, Helotiales, Sclerotiniaceae. The record is from RefSeq and is a predicted model, not a curated record. Gene Ontology annotation, molecular function: translation elongation factor activity; GTPase activity; GTP binding. The transcript is spliced from 2 exons. Bases 1 to 2751 code for a protein of 916 amino acids.